CACCUCCAAACACACAAAACUCCCAUCAGCUAAAAAAUUUUCAAAACACAAACGCACAAAAAUGGCAGCAACAACGUCAUCGUCUCAUCUUCUUCUCUCAAGCUCUCGCCACGUGGCAGCCUCAUCUCAGCCACAAAUCCUUUUCCAGAGAUCUCUGUUUUCCGGCGGGAAACGAUCAGCAGCUGGAAAAAACCAUCAUGCUAGUGGUGGAGUGAGGUGUAUGGCGGUUGCAGCGGAUGCUUCGGCGGAGGCUAAGCCGGCGGCAGCGAGGAAGAAGAGUGGGUACGAGCUUCAGACGCUGACGGGUUGGUUGCUGAGACAAGAGCAGAAAGGAGAGAUAGAUACAGAGCUGACGAUAGUGAUGUCGAGCAUAGCGAUGGCUUGUAAGCAGAUCGCUUCGCUUGUACAGCGCGCCGGAAUCUCUAAUCUGACCGGCGUUCAAGGAGCCGUUAACAUUCAGGGAGAGGAUCAGAAAAAGCUCGACGUCGUCUCUAAUGAGGUAUUUUCAAACUGUUUGAGAUCAAGUGGAAGGACAGGGAUCAUUGCGUCAGAGGAAGAGGACGUCCCCGUAGCAGUUGAAGAGAGUUACUCCGGAAACUACAUUGUCGUCUUUGAUCCUCUCGACGGUUCCUCCAACAUCGACGCUGCAGUCUCCACUGGUUCAAUCUUCGGUAUCUACAGCCCCAAUGACGAGUGUAUCGUUGACGACUCCGACGAUAUCUCCUCUCUUGGUUCAGAAGAACAAAGGUGUAUAGUAAACGUGUGUCAACCAGGGAACAACUUGCUCGCAGCUGGCUACUGUAUGUACUCGAGCUCAGUCAUCUUCGUUCUCACCUUAGGCAAGGGCGUUUUCUCCUUCACACUCGACCCAAUGUACGGCGAGUUCGUCCUCACUCAAGAGAACAUUGAGAUCCCCAAAGCAGGGAAAAUCUACUCUUUCAACGAAGGGAACUACCAGAUGUGGGACGAGAAACUGAAGAAGUACAUUGAUGAUCUUAAGGACCCUGGUCCAAGUGGGAAGCCUUACUCUGCAAGGUACAUUGGUAGUUUGGUCGGAGACUUUCACAGAACUUUGUUGUACGGUGGGAUUUACGGGUACCCUCGUGACGCCAAGAGCAAAAACGGUAAGCUUAGGCUUUUGUAUGAGUGUGCACCGAUGAGUUUCAUCGUUGAACAAGCUGGAGGAAAAGGAUCAGAUGGCCACCAAAGAGUACUAGAUAUCCAACCCACCGAGAUACAUCAGAGGGUUCCACUUUACAUUGGAAGCAAAGAAGAAGUAGAGAAGCUGGAGAAGUACUUGGCUUGAGUCAUGUACCAAACAUAAGCCUUUUGAUUUCUGUUGUAGCCAUUUGUCUGACUACAUGGCACAUCCCAAUAGAUGCAUAAACGAUGAAAGUUCUAUUUUGUUAUCCUGAGAUUUUGGAGGUUAAAUACAAAACUAAAAAAAUAUAUUUUAAAUAUUA
Molecule: messenger RNA, 1463 nt
Organism: Brassica oleracea var. oleracea
Lineage: Eukaryota; Viridiplantae; Streptophyta; Magnoliopsida; Brassicales; Brassicaceae
Product: fructose-1,6-bisphosphatase, chloroplastic
Exons: 4
Coding region: 62-1306 (414 amino acids)
Biological process (GO): gluconeogenesis; fructose 6-phosphate metabolic process; fructose 1,6-bisphosphate metabolic process
Cellular component (GO): cytoplasm; cytosol
Molecular function (GO): fructose 1,6-bisphosphate 1-phosphatase activity
Source: RefSeq, a predicted model, not a curated record